GCACUGAACCUCUUCAGUUGCCGUAGGCAGUGGAUCGAAAGUGCCGGUCAAAAUGGAAGUGAAUCCCCCCAAACAGGAGCACCUGCUGGCCCUGAAAGGUCCUGUUUCCUUCUGAUUUGGAAAGAGAGUCUUGUAAUUGUAAAUUAUAUUCUAGAGCUGAAGAGUACAUCUAAGAAAUGUUUUCUUCAUUAAGAGUAACCGGAUUACUGCAGAAUGUCUACAGAAGUAAUAUUACAUUAUCGACCAUGUGAGAGUGAUCCCACACAACUGCCAAAAAUUGCAGAGAAAGCAAUUCAAGACUUUCCUACACGUCCACUAUCGAGAUUUAUUCCUUGGUUUUUGCAUGAUGCAUCCAAACUUCCACUCAAACCUAAAAGAUCACCACCUGUGAUUUCUGAAGAGGCAGCUGAAGAUGUGAAACAAUACUUAACCAUUUCAGAACACGAUGUUAAAUCACAGAGUUAUGAUUGCACAGUAGAUCUUUUGGAAUUUCAACCUAAUUUUAAAAAAAGGAAGCACUUAAUCCGGUCACACUCACUGAACGAACAGACUAAUUCUGGAAAUUUAGAUAAACAAUCAGAAAAGGGAAGACAACACAAGAAGAGGUUUUGGAGUGUCUCACUUCCCAACAGUAAUUGCACUGAAAAUAUUUUUCCUUUGUCUAAAAAAUUGCAAGAUUGUUUAAAGGCAUUGAAUUUGCAUUCACUUUAUAGAGCAAGAUGGACUAUAGAGCAUGCUAUUUGUAACAACCAAACUCUGGAAGACAUUUGGGCAAAACUUAAUCAUAUCAUCCGGCACAAUGAACUUCCAUCUUGUAAUGCUACAUUUCAGAGACACUUAGGCCAAAUAUGGGUGUUCUGUGAUAUUAUGUACUGUGAAUAUGUGGGAAGUCUUCUUAAAGGAAGGUUAGCUCUUACUGGGAAAAUGAAUUUAUUUGUGCAUAAAUAUGGUGUUAUUUUUAGUAUGUAAUGAAUUUUACGGAUUGUUAAAGAGAAGAAUAUUCUGAAUGAACUGAGUAGGAUCUGAAAUAGUGUGAUCAAUCAAUUUUUUACAGGGUUUUAAAUUUUUUAUUUAAUUUUUUUAUUUGACCCCUCACUAAGAUAGCCUCUUCAUUCUUAAUAGUAUAAAAAAAUUGUGUGGUAAUUUGUAUACAGUGGUUUCUCAGAAAUAAAUGACCAUCACUUGAGUUCCUAGACGUGUAUUAAUACAAAAGUGUUCUGGGUUAUACUUUUAGUAGUUUUCUUCUAAAUAAAUUGUGAUAAAUUGUUAUUUUACUGAGCUUAGAGGUAAAAUGUUCUAUUCCUUUGUUCUGUUACUUUUCCAGUAGUUGAAUUAGAUAGUGCAGUGAAUUACAGUGAAUGGUUGGUUGGAUUUUGGUAAAGUCCCAAAAUGUAAUUUUAUAGUGUUUUUUCUUUACCAUUCUAAAGUGUAAUUAUUAAAAAAUAAUAAUAAAACUAGUUCUAUUGCAAAUGUUAUUCAAAUAGCAUGAACAUAGUUCACAUUGGGAAACUAGCCCAGAUUGUGCCAAUGUUUCCAAGAAUCUGUAACUGACAAUAGUUGAUGUGGAAU
Molecule: messenger RNA, 1569 nt
Organism: Mustela erminea (ermine)
Lineage: Eukaryota; Metazoa; Chordata; Mammalia; Carnivora; Mustelidae
Gene: SHLD3
Product: shieldin complex subunit 3
Exons: 2
Coding region: 214-969 (251 amino acids)
Biological process (GO): negative regulation of double-strand break repair via homologous recombination; positive regulation of isotype switching; positive regulation of double-strand break repair via nonhomologous end joining
Source: RefSeq, a predicted model, not a curated record